AUGAGCGGCAAUGGCGUGGGCGGGCCGGGAGGAAGAAGAGACGCGGGAGCAAGAGGAGGGGAUGAUGAAGAAGAGGACGAGGAGGAGGGGCUCGAAGGGGAAGGCCUGGCCGCGUGGGAGCGUGCUUACGCCGACGAGCGAUCCUGGGAGUCGCUCCAGGAGGACGAAUCGGGCCUCCUCCGCCCCAUCGACACCAAGACUUUCCAGCAUGCCCAGUACAGGCGCCGUCUUCUCCUUCGGACGGCUGCUGCUGCUGGGGACUCCGGUUCUGCAGCCCCCAGGAUUCAGAGGGGUCUGAUCCGGUACCUGUACGUUGUCAUCGACUUCUCUAGGGUACGUGUGCCCCCUCCGCUUCGCGCUCUCUCGACGCUUUCAUCUUUCUACCUGUUCUCCUACCUCUGUGCUUGUCAGAUUUGGUGCUUGGUUUUAUUUUAUUUUUUUAACGGGCUCGGGUCUUACGCAUUUCUAACAAGAGAGGGAAAUUCUUUCGAGAAUGUAUGAGAGCAACAUGCUUUAUAGCUGAAUUCCUUCCGAAGCAUGUUUUAUGCUCGCUUCUCCGAGUGCGAAUAUAUACUCCAUUCCUGAAUGAAUGCUAAUUGCCUUGACCUGUACAACGAGACCUUUCCUUUCUCUGAUUGUUAUGAUGUUGCCACGCUCUCAUUCACCUUCAUUGCAGGCUGCUUCAGAGACGGACUACCGGCCAAGCCGAAUGGCUGUCGUUGCCAAGUGCGUUGAGGGGUUCGUCAGGGAGUUCUUUGAUCAGAACCCUCUCAGUCAUAUCGGACUCGUUGCAAUAAAGGAUGGUAUUGCCCACCGCCUGACAGAACUUGGGGGCAGUCCUGAAUCACAGAUUAGGGCGCUGAUGGGAAAACUGGAGUGCUCUGGAGACCCUUCAUUGCAGAAUGCCCUGGAUCUAGUGCAUGGCUUUCUGACCCAGGUUCCGUCAUAUGGUCACCGGGAAAUCUUAAUUCUUUAUUCUGCUCUCACCACAUGUGAUCCAGGCAACAUAAUGGAAACCAUUGAGAACUGCAAGAAAGCCAAAAUAAGGUGCUCUGUUGUAGGCCUUUCAGCAGAAAUUUAUAUUUGUAAGCAUCUUUGUGCGGAGACUGGGGGAUCUUACACUGUGGCAUUGGAUGAGGUGAGCAGAAACGAACUGGUGCUUCUCAUCGUGUCGUGGUAAACGGUCAGUUGCUUAUACUGAGAACCUUUGCAAUCGUUUUGGCAGGCACAUUUUAAGGAGCUGUUACAGGAACAUGCCCCUCCUUCUCCCGCAAUAGCAGAAUACGCUGUUGCUAAUUUAAUCAAGAUGGGCUUUCCUCAAAGAGGAGCAGAAACCAUUAUUGCAAUCUGCUCUUGCCACAAGGAACCCAAGGUUGGGGGCGGCUACACCUGCCCACAAUGUUUCGCGCGGGUGUGUGAACUACCCACAGAGUGCAACAUUUGUGGGUUGACUCUUGUUUCUUCUCCCCAUCUGGCUAGAUCUUAUCAUCAUCUCUUCCCUGUAUUGCCAUUCAAUGAAGCAUCAGUUGCACCACUUAAUUCUUACCAGAAAUCACCAAGAACCUGUUUCGGUUGUCAACAGGAUCUCUUGAAUUAUGGUAAGUGUUCGACCAUAAAAUGUUUCACUGGGAACUUCAUGCUUUCUUUAAAGUUUGUUAGCAGAAAAUGAAACUCAACUGAUUGCUGAAACCUUCACUGCAUCUGAGAAAAAUUUGUCGACCACUUUUCCUACAUUCCUCCAAGGUAGACAGUUUAUUUUGACAUAGAUACUUGAGUAUAUUCAUACUUUCUUAUUCGUCUUGAGGAAUCGUAUACUUGAGUAUAUGCACAAAAUUGUUUAUGGGAAAACCAAUUAAAAUAUAUCCGAAUGUGAAGACCCAUUAACGUUUUGGGAAACAUCAAUAGGUCCUCUAGUAAGGUUUUAUCACGUAAUGCUCUCCAAUGAAUGUAUCGCACACCCGUCAAUGAGAGAAAAGAUAUUAUGCCAUUGUCCAUCUCCAUAUACCUAUGCAGGUAUGUGCAUCUAUGUCUGAUUGUUUGUGCGUUCGUGUGUAUUGAACAUUUCUGUCAACAAAUACGAGGAACACUGUACAUUGGACUACUUACAGAUUAGUCUCAUUUUAUGUAGUCAGAAAUUUAUUGGAAAAGGAUGCCUUUGGGGUACUAUUGGCCUUUCAAAACUCGAACUGAAAAUCCCUUGAUGUGAUUUUCUCUUUUUUGAGCGUUGUGUAUAUUAACGUAUUGUAGGUGCUUGGCAGUUUCGUCUGAUUUUUUUAUGCAUGUGCCUAAUCGUAUAAUGUUAUUAGGAACGAAUAAACUCCUUCAUGUUGUCAUGUUCAGUCAAAAGAUUCUUAUAAAAUUACAUAUCGUAUGAUUUUUCUGUUACCUGCCUGCUGUAUGUUUUGGAUUGAUAUUUUUACCACUUCAACAUUAGAUUGUUUCACAAAUUAAGCAAGGUUGAGAUAGUUGAAGGAUGCCUUGUUGAAAUUGAGCUCUGCCAAGGGACAUAACCCUGUAAGAGAAGUUCACUAUCAUUUUGUUUUACACUUUACUUUGAUUUUAUCUGCAGGAAAGGGCUUUUCUGUGGGAGACUGGUAUUAAUUUGUCUGUUUUCAGAUAAUUUUCUUAUAAAGCCUCACUAUCCCCAACCACAUACCAAUUCUAGUGAAAAUUUGUUGCAAAUUUUCUUUGUUCCCAUGGUCUAUUUUGUCAUGUCACAAGUUAAACCUUUCAUUAGAAAAUCCAUAUUUAAAGGAGAUGAGGUUUUCCCUUAUUCGGUCUUUGGAUUAGCAUUUCAUGGGUUGGUUAAUAGAGAAAUCAUUCCUUGGUGCAAUCAUGAUGUAUAUUUAUUUCGAUUGGAGAAGUUGUGGACUUUGUAGAUGACCAUAAAUAAGUGUAUAGAUUAAAUUCAUGAUUUACACUCCUAGUGUACAUGAUUGAAUUGUUAUCUUCUUUCAGUAUGGCAGAAAAUCACUGUCCUUGGGGAGAGAUAAGAGGCAGUUACCUAGGCAGAUUGCUAUUCCUAGACAUCAUGGUUUCCUGUGAUAAUCAAUUCAGAUCAAAUUAAUGGUGCUCAUGCGCGAUAACAUAUCCGGCUGGUUGAUUGGGAUCCAAUUAAAUGUUAUGUUCAAAAGACUCCGUAAUGCAGUCAGUUAGGACUAAAUCUGACUAAUUUGAUCCCGAUUGAAAUCAGAAUUAGCAAGUGCCCAUUUGUUAUUUUCGUCUAGUAUGAACUUAUUUUCAGGAAGGUCUAUAAUUCCCUCAGUUUUGAGUGACUAUUUUCAAUAACCAUUCAGCUUUCAGCCCUAGCCAUCUAUUGUAAUUUCUUCCUGUUUGUGAUUAAUCAUGGAGCCGUGCCACGUUAAUCUCAAUCAUGCAUGGCACAGAACAGAUUUUUUCCCUCUGGAAGUAACUUUUUGCUGCUCUGAGUUGUUUCAAUUAUAGAAAUGUCACUCGUGCCUGUACCUUCUUGUGGGAAAUUGGGAGAAGGCAGCUGACAUUUUAUUCGAAUUUUGAUGGCUGAAAGCCACGUGAAGGGAAUUUUGUAUUGGAGGACAGGUUUCAAACGAAAACGAAAGGGUCUUAGUCAUGCCACAUUCUUUGUCUGACAACUAAUUUUAGACCCAAGACUCCAUCAUCAAACGCUAUGUAUUGUUUUUAGCCCAUCUUUAUAAAAAGUGUGAAAUGUUUCUCCUGGUGUAUAUGAUUUCACUUGAUCACGUUAUAUAAUAAUCUCGAUAACCUUAGCGUCAUUCGCGUUAUUGAUUUGAUACCCGUUGUUCCAAGCAUUUGCCCAUGUCUAUUAUUUCAUCGAUAUUCUUGUUAAUUUUCUGUUCGGCCUUUUCCCUGAUGGUUGCACCAGAGGCGCAUAGUGUGAUGCCAUCACAAAUUUAAUAUAACGAAAACCUUGCUCUGGUCUAUUCAAAGUUAAUCAACUUAGAUGUUGGAGGAAUUGGCAGUAUUGAUUGAAUAUAAUGGCUGAUUUUUGAGAAUGUAAUGAUCUCCACUAUUAAUUGCUGGGAAAUAAUGCGUUGGACAUCGUAAUUUUCCCACAGUAAUUGCGGAUGGCUAUGUCCAGUAUGCUUAUUUAGGCAGAUGCACAAAUAGUGAUCCACAAAAAAUUCUUCUGUUCAGUCUACUGUCUGAGCCCUUAAUAUAACAGAGACCGUUUCUUAGAUCCUGUCUUGUUAAGUUAUGAAUAUUAGUACCCAGGCUCAUUCUUUUGCUUCUCAACUUACUCAGCAUUUUUGUGCAGGAAGCAAAUCUAGCCUCCACGUUUCUUGCCCAAAAUGCAACCAAUACUUUUGCCUCGAUUGUGAUAUAUAUAUCCACGAGAGCUUGCACAAUUGUCCUGGUUGUGAGAGCCGGCGGGAAUCUAUUUUGUCAUGA
This is a messenger RNA of Spirodela intermedia, 4389 nucleotides long. NCBI's taxonomy places the organism in Eukaryota, Viridiplantae, Streptophyta, Magnoliopsida, Alismatales, Araceae. The record is from the annotation of a GenBank genome assembly.